This is a messenger RNA of Oryzias latipes (Japanese medaka), 2584 nucleotides long. RefSeq names its product G protein-coupled receptor 143 (gene gpr143). Gene Ontology annotation, biological process: G protein-coupled receptor signaling pathway; regulation of calcium-mediated signaling; melanosome organization. Lineage: Eukaryota; Metazoa; Chordata; Actinopteri; Beloniformes; Adrianichthyidae. The record is from RefSeq and is a predicted model, not a curated record. Gene Ontology annotation, molecular function: dopamine binding; L-DOPA binding; L-DOPA receptor activity. Gene Ontology annotation, cellular component: plasma membrane; melanosome membrane.
GGUUGCUGGAGCCAGCCCAGCUAGUUGGGCGUAGGCAGGGUUCACCCUGAUCAUGUCACCAGGGCAGUAGACACACUCACAUGCACACCUAGGGGCAACUAAGAGAUGAACUGCAAACCCCAAUGGGGCAAAUAAGCAAUAAAGACCACAUUUAACAAGUUUGAACUGAAAAGUUUUGAACAGCCCUCGAGGAUUGAUUUAAGGUCUUCUUUAAUUGAUUGUGAAUCCGCUAAUUGGACCAACGCUACAGGAUCACAUCCCCUUUUCGGCCAACAGAGGAUUUCUUGUAUUGUGCGUUAAGCUACAACUUCAGGGAUUAAAUGGAAGCACAUGAUGGUUCAACCCCGUGACUUGUCAGGGAGCCUGCUCAUGGACUCAUUUCCUCUCCCCUCUUUUCUUCUUUCCCUCCUCUCCUGACGCACGCGGCGCAGCGCUCUGCCUCCCCGCGGCGCGCGCCAUGGCCUCCCCGCGCCUGGAGACGUUCUGCUGCCCGAACCGAGACGCCGCCACGGGGUUCGUGGUGAACUUCCAGUCGGUCCUGUUCGGUGCUUUGAGUCUGGGGAGCGCCGCUCUGAGUCUCAUCUUCGCCGUUGUGCAAAUUCUGCCGAAACGGAAAGGGUACCGCAGGCUCGGGCAGUAUCCUCUGCCGCGACCCGCCUCCUCAUCACGGAUCCUCUUCAUCAUCAGCGUCUGCGACAUUCUGGGAUGCGCAGGCAUCAUCAUCAGAUCAGCUGUGUGGCUGGGACUCCCCAACUUCAUCAGCAGCAUCUCUGUGGCCAACAACACGGACGUGCUGCCGGAAGUCUUCUGCGUUGGCAGUGCAAUGUGGAUCCAGCUGUUUUUCAGCGCCUCCUUCUGGUGGACGUUCUGCUACGCCGUGGAUGUCUUCCUGGUGGUGAAAACGUCUGCAGGGAUCAGCACCAUUGUCCUUUACCACAUGAUUACAUGGGGCCUGGCUGUGCUGCUGUGCGUGGAGGGCGUGGCCAUGCUCUACUACCCGUCCAUUUCAGAUUGCGAACAAGGCCUCCAGCACGCCAUUCCUCACUACGUCACCACGUACGCGCCGAUGCUGCUCGUCCUCACGGCUAACCCCGUCUUCUUCAGCAGGACCGUCUCUGCAGUAACGUCCUUACUGAAGGGACGACAAGGAAUCUACACGGAAAAUGAGAGGCGGCUGGCCAAUGAGAUAAAGAUCCGCUUCUUUAAAAUCAUGCUGGUGUUCUUUGUUUGCUGGGCGCCAAACAUCAUCAACGAGAGCCUCCUCUUCUACCUGGAGAUGCAGGUGGACAUCAACGACAGCAGCUUGAGGGACAUCAGGAACGCGGCCCUCACCACCUGGUUUAUCAUGGGCAUCCUGAACCCCAUGCAGGCGUUCCUCAACACGCUGGCGUUCCACGGCUGGACGGGCCUGGACGUGGACCUGAGCCUGCAGCAGAGCAGGGAGCUGGCCUGGGACUCUGGCUCCACCUCCGUACCGAACACAGCCGGCCAGCACCCCACGGCGGGAACGACUCUGCUCUACCAGAGCCACGUUCAGGAAGCCCAGAAAGGCAUGAUGGGAAAUGGACAGCAGCACUCCGACGCCAUCAGCGUGCUCUCAGAAGGUUCAGACUCUAGUACAGUUGAAAUCCACAUUUCCAGCGAGCUGCGAGACAGUGGGGAUGUAGACGCAGACGGGGAGUCCUUGGGAAACUCUGUAAGGCGCUAGCCGGGCUCGCCAACAAGCCGCCGUCCUCCACCUCAGCCUCACAGCCUUUAAAAAAAAAAAGAGUCACUUUCCUGGGAUUUCUGAGCUGCGUUUACAGUAUGGAGCCCCAACAGUUCCACUAAGGAACUUUAGAAAACAAAAACAUUUAGAUUACAGAUAAAUACCUGCUGCAAAUUAUUGAUUGUAUUUGAAAACUGGACUGAGUGACCCCCCCUCCUCCAUCGCUGGCUCCAAGAAACCAAAAUCCCAUAGACUUUUAUUGUGAAAUAAUCAUCAGAUAGUCAUUCUUUUUGUCAGAUUAACCAGUUAAUAGUACAAAAUAAGUUUUUUUUUAAUCAAAAAUGUUAGCCAAAUUUUUUUUUACUAUUUAUACAAAAAUACUUUGCAUAGAAACAGUUUAAAAACAAUCUCUUGUGCAUUUAAGAUGGCUGAUCUUUGUCUUUUAUUUUGUAAGCACUUGGUUUUUCCAUCUUGUGUAAACAUAAUAGCAUGUGGGCACAAAUAAGUGACUUUUUUCCCACUUUGUGCACAGAAAACAGUUGAUCUUUAGUACCAGAUAAACCUUCUAAAAAGCAGAUCCUUUUCAAAAUGACACCAGAUUUAAACAAAUUAAAUAAAAGGGGACUCCGUGCUACCAUACUGUGUUUUAAAUGUCAACUAUUUGACAGAAUAGGCGCAGAAAGAAAGCGUGACAUCGUCCUUCGUUUCUGACAUUUACGUUUUCCUGUCAAUGAGAUCCAUUUGUUUUGGAAAAUGCACUUUUGCUCUUCACCUUGUAAACACUAGUUUUGUUUGUUGAACUGAGGUGAUGUUUUUGUCCCAUCUUGUAUUCUUGUAUUAAACCUUUUGUGUCAAAAUAAAAGCCUUGUAAAUUUG